This is a messenger RNA of Mesocricetus auratus (golden hamster), 1945 nucleotides long. Its product is annotated as TNF superfamily member 13. The record is from RefSeq and is a predicted model, not a curated record. Gene Ontology annotation, biological process: positive regulation of isotype switching to IgA isotypes; immune response. Lineage: Eukaryota; Metazoa; Chordata; Mammalia; Rodentia; Cricetidae. Gene Ontology annotation, molecular function: receptor ligand activity; tumor necrosis factor receptor binding. The transcript has 5 exons. Gene Ontology annotation, cellular component: membrane. The coding region runs from base 1044 to 1724 and encodes 226 amino acids.
GAAUGCUAGGAUUAGGCGUGCACUACCACUUCCUGGCUCUCCACGCUGCAAUUUUGAGUAGAAAUCACAAAGGUUAUCAGAAAAAAACACCUGGUUCUCUCUGCUCAAGGUACUGCAGAAGCAGUCUCAUUUCCCUAGCAAGCGACUUCCUCCUGCAGGGGGAAUCCCUGACUGGGAGGAGCAGCCCUUCCUCUUGGCCUUAGACCGUUCAGCAGCUCAGCAGGUGCUGGCACAGGCACUAGCUAGAUGGGGUGGGAACUGCUUGGGAAGGGGCUCAGAGCCAUAGGAAGGAGUGCAAGGGCAGGUACAGGGGCCUGGGCCCUCGGGUCUUGGGAGGCAUGCUGCAGUGGCUGGGGACUUGGGGCCUUUUCUUUUGUCUCUUUGUCCAGAAAGCCUUAUGUAAGAACUCUUCUUGGGAAACAGGAAGUCCAGCUUGCCAAGUUCAGCACAGGGAGCAGUGCAGGCCUGGUUCCAACACACCCGGCCCAGCCUUACCCCAGCACCCUGCCAGUUUCUUGUCCCUGGUUAUCUUCCCUGCUGGCCCCUGAGCCCCUUUUUUCAUUGUCAGUCACCCCUAACAAGCCUCCUCAGAGGUCUUGUCCAUGCCUGAGUCAGAGGGUCUGCCACACUCACCUUCUGACCUCAGUGCUGUCCAGCUUGUACCCCAUUCCUCCUGCUGGCACCAUGCCCCAUAACCAACCGACCUUCCCUCCUCCAACUCAGGGGCCGCCCCUGGGCUCCUGAAUGCUGGCCGCUCCUUCUGGGUGUCACAGGCUGCUCUGUCCUUCCUAGAUAAUUGGCACCAAAUUCUUCUGAGGCUGGGGGGUGUGUGACAGUGACACCAGCUCUGCAGUGGGGCCUGGGGUCUAACAGUACCCCGUUCGCUUUCUUCCUCUCCCUUUUAUAUUCUCAAGUUCCUUUUUAUUUCUCCCUUGCGUAACUGUGCUCUUCCCUUCUGUGUCUUUGCCUGUAUUCCCACCCUCCCUGCUACCUCCUGGCCACCUCAUUUCUGAGACCACAGUUGUUGGUGGCGUCCCCAGCUCAUGCCAGCCUCAUCUCCAGGCAACAUGGGGGGCUCAGUCCGAGAGCCAGCUCUCUCGGUUGCUCUUUGGCUGAGUUGGGGGGCGGUUCUGGGGGCUGUGACUUGUGCUGUGGCACUGCUGAUCCAACAAACAGAGCUGCAGAGCCUGAGGAGGGAGGUGAGCCGACUGCAGCGGAGUGGGGGGCCUUCCCAGAAGCGGGGAGAGUCUCCAUGGCAGAGCCUCUGGGACCAGCAGAGUCCUGAUGUCCUGGAAACCUGGGAGGAUGGGGAGAAAUCUAGGAGAAGGAGAGCAGUGCUCACCCAGAGGCGCAAGAUGGACUCUGAUGUGACAGAGGUGAUGUGGCAACCAGCUCUCAGGCGUGGGAGAGGCCUGGAAGCCCAAGGAUACGUUGUCCGAGUCUGGGACACUGGAAUUUAUCUGCUAUAUAGCCAGGUCCUGUUUCAUGAUGUGACUUUCACCAUGGGUCAGGUGGUUUCUCGGGAAAGCCAAGGGAGACAGGAGACUCUAUUCCGAUGUAUCCGAAGUAUGCCCUCGGAUCCUGACCGUGCCUACAAUAGCUGCUACAGUGCAGGUGUCUUUCAUUUACGUCAAGGGGAUAUUCUCACUGUCAAAAUUCCACGGGCAAACGCAAAACUUAGCCUUUCUCCGCACGGAACCUUCGUGGGGUUUGUCAGACUAUGACUGUGCUAUCAAAGGGUCUGAACUGGGAAGAGCAGUAUGGGUCUAUACUGGAGACCGCGAGAACUGGCCAGACAGAGGCAAGCAAACGAGCAAGAACGGCUCUCCUUGAGUUUGCAUUCGUCACUCUUGCUCCUCCCUUGCCUUUCCCGCCCCCACCCCCUGCACUCCCUGGGAUUUGACUUGAAGGGUAUUAAAACGGUAGAUUUUGCGUUUGUCUCCCA